AUGUGUAACUACAGGCCUUUCCCCGUGUGUGGUCUGAUUCCUAACAGGCGGGAGCCUCCCCCAGAACUGGAGGGACCAGAUGGUCCCCUGCUGUGGGCUCCCCGCUCCUCCCUGGAUGGUGCCCGGGAGCAUGCCUCCCAUCAUCAAGCUACAUCCAAAUGCAGCCUGUCUGUAGGCUACCGUGCCCGGAAGGACCCGCCCAGUCAGUACGGGGUGAUGCUGGAACACACGAGGAAGUUCCCGUUCAGCGGAGGUUUCCACGCAGAGAUGGUCAGCCUUGGGCGACAGGGGGCUUGCGACGAGGCCUCUCGGCUCUGCAUGUCCCACGAUGUUCGCGGGAAGCAGCCUCCUCCCCCAGGUCGCUGGCCUCGUGCGGAACCAGCCCCCACUGGACGCCGGACCGACCGGGCCGCGUGUGCGGGAUCCGGGACGGGGCGCCCGUGCCGCGCCGCCGCUCCCGCGGCGGGGCACAGAGCUCGGGACCCGCGGAGCGUCCAGCCUGCAGGUGAGGCGCCCCCCGCAGAGUUGCGCGCUUGGCGGGGGUCUACACCGAGAGCAGGAGGGCAGGAGCGGGAAGAGCGGACCUCGAGGGUCCAGAGAUCGGGCGCUGGGGGCGGAGUCGACAUCGGAGAGUACCCGACCCAGGCAACACCGGAGGGUCCCGGCGCAGGGGUUGGAGUCAGUAGGGUGCGGGGCUGCACCACAGGAGACCGUGCGGGAGCGGGUGCAAGGAGGCGCGGGGUCUACACCGCAGUGUCAGGGCCAGGAGCGGGCGCGCGGGCGCUGUCGCCUGUCCCGCAGGGACGAAGCUCCAGCUCGCGCAGUUUCCACUUCGGUUGCGUCGCGGGGGUGGGGCGAGGGCGCGCCGGGACAGUCCGCGCCAGCGCCCCCAAACUGCCCGGCAGAGCACCGGCGCCCGGCAGGGCUGCGGACGGCUGGCUCCCACCCGUCCUGGCGGUGGGUGGCUCGCCGCUCCUCAAUGGUAGUCCGAGCGGCUGCGGCCACAGCCCAGGUCCCGCCUGCGCCUCGCGCGUCCCGUCGGUCCGCAAGGGGCCCGCCACAUUCGGUGAUAGCCGGAGGGGAGAGCAGAGGCCCCUUCCACUCUGGGCCUGGGCUAGUCCUGACGGGGCCAGUCCUCGGAGCGGCGCGCCAGGCCUCUCCGCAGCCCCCUCGGCCGCCCUGGGCGUGGGGAGGAGCCUGAGCACGCCUGAGCGCGCGAACCUGGCCCGGGGUGCGUCCUCACUGGCGCUGAGCCCCAGGUGGACUGCCUGGUCUGGGGGCACGACCCCGGGGGCUGACAUCGCUCACUUUCAGGCCCCGAGCCCCGAGCCCCGAGCCCCGCCCCCCGCCUCGGGGAUGUCUGUGCGCGCCUUCUCAGGCAGCACCGAGGUGGCUGGGAACCUUCUCACCUCUUCCAAGCUCUCUGCCUGGGAAGCUGAGUCUGGGCUCCAGGAAUGGAUCGUACCACGUCGCUCAGAUUCCCAGAGCUUGGUACCUGGCUCUCCCCUGGGGCCUGCCUUCUGGCUGCGGAGGCGUGGGCCGGUGAAGUGCCUGCGCACGACUUGCAUUGGAACUGAUGGCCUGCUGUGGAUAAUAGACUUUGACAUUUGCCGGGAAACCCUGCCGCCUGACAGCCGCCAGUCCUCCGGCAAGUCCGCGCAUGGGGCCAUGGCCCUGCUGUCCGGGCCCGCGGAGCAGCCCCGGGACGGCGGCCUGGGCGGCGGCCGGCACAUCAUCAUCAACGUGGGCGGCUGCCGGCUGCGCCUGCCCUGGGCCGCGCUGGCCCGCUGUCCCCUGGCGCGCCUGGAGCGCCUGCGCACCUGCCGCGGCCCGGACGAGCUGCUGCGGGUCUGCGACGACUACGACGCGGGCCGCGACGAGUUCUUCUUCGACCGCAACCCCAGCGCGUUCCGCACCAUCGCCGCGCUCCUGCGCGCCGGCAAGCUGCGGCUGCUGCGCGGCCCGUGCGCGCUGGCCUUCCGCGACGAGCUGGCCUACUGGGGCAUCGACGAGGCGCGGCUGGAGCGCUGCUGCCUGCGGCGGCUGCGGCGCCGGGAGGAGGAGGCCGCCGAGGCUGAGCGCGAAGCCGACGCCGGCCGCGCGGCCGCGGGCUCCCCGGACAGCGCGCUGGGGCCCGGCGGGCGGCUGGCGCGCGGCCGGCGGCUCCUGCACGACGUGCUGGAGAAUCCGCACUCGGGGCUGGCGGGCAAGCUCUUCGCCUGCGUCUCCGUCUCCUUCGUGGCCAUCACGGCCGUGGGCCUCUGCCUGAGCACCAUGCCCGACAUCCGCGCGGAGGAGGAGCGGGGCGAGUGCUCCCGCAAGUGCCGCAACCUCUUCGUGCUGGAGACGGUGUGCGUGGCCUGGUUCUCCUUGGAGUUCCUGCUGCGCUCGGCGCAGGCCGAGAGCAAGUGCGCCUUCCUGCGGACGCCGCUCAACAUCGUCGACAUCCUGGCCAUCCUGCCCUUCUACGUGUCGCUGCUGGUGGACCUGGCGGCGGGCGGCGCGCCGGGGCCGGGUCCCGCGGGCGCCGCCGGCGGCAGCAAGCUGCUGGAGCGCGCGGGGCUGGCGCUGCGGCUGCUGCGCGCGCUGCGCGUGCUCUACGUGAUGCGCCUGGCGCGCCACUCGCUGGGGCUGCGCACGCUCGGGCUGACGGCGCGGCGCUGCGCGCGCGAGCUGGGCCUGCUGCUGCUCUUCCUGUGCGUGGCCAUGGCGCUCUUUGCGCCGCUCGUGCACCUGGCCGAGCGCGAGCUGGGCGCGCGCCGCGACUUCUCCAGCGUGCCGGCCAGCUACUGGUGGGCCGUCAUCUCCAUGACUACCGUGGGCUACGGCGACAUGGUACCGCGCAGCCUGCCCGGGCAGGUGGUGGCGCUGAGCAGCAUCCUCAGCGGCAUCCUGCUCAUGGCCUUCCCGGUCACCUCCAUCUUCCACACCUUCUCGCGCUCCUACUCGGAGCUCAAGGCGCAGCAGCAGCGCGCCGCCAGCCUCGAGCCAGCGCUGCGCGAGGACAGCACGCGCUCGCCCCCGGAGGACGGCUCGCAGAGCCCGGACGGCGUCCUGGAGCCUGGGGGCACACACGGCGAGGACGCCGGGGCCGGCCAGUGGGUGUGA
Orycteropus afer afer is the source of this 3108-nucleotide messenger RNA. NCBI's taxonomy places the organism in Eukaryota, Metazoa, Chordata, Mammalia, Tubulidentata, Orycteropodidae. The record is from RefSeq and is a predicted model, not a curated record.